AAUUUAUAGGACAGUGUGCCGUGUGGUGUAAUGCAUGAACUGUUUGGCUGAUGGAAAAUGAGCAGAUAGAACCGAAAAGCAAUGAAACGGAAGAGAAAGUUACUCAAGAUGUAAAAUGUCCACAAAAAGAUGACGAAAAAAGACCAUCAGUAGAUGAAGAAAUAGGAGAGGAUGAGAGGAACGAUGAAGUGGAAGAAAAUGAUUCAACUCCCACCAUCCAACCAAGACGAAGAUUUCGCUCAAAGCCUAAAAUAUAUUUCUACGUUGGUGGGGGGAACGGAGCCCAACUCGUGGAAGAUAAUCUUACUGCGCUGGGUUGGGAGAGAAUGCACGAUAAAACACGAGAGGAUUACAAACUAAAAUGGUGCGAAGUGAAGUCUCAUAACAACUACCACAGCUUUAGAGAAGGGGAACAGCUGUGCUAUCAGAUACCUAACAACAAACUUCUAACAACAAAGAUAGGACUACUUACCACACUACAGGAAUAUGACCGGGUUAUGAACAAAGUCAAAAAGGGGAAACCUCGAAUAAUGAGAUAUCAAGAUUUUAUCCCUGAGACAUAUCGUCUUGAUGUUAAAGAUGACAGAGAAGCCUUCUUUGAGACUUAUGUCGAUGGCGAACUCUGGAUCUCUAAACCAACCGGUAUGAACCAAGGGAAGGGAAUUUACCUAAUAAGAAGUCUCGCAGAUGUUGUAAAGAUACAAGAGCGUAUUUGUGAACUGGAAGACGAAGCUUUAAAUUCAAGAAAACUUCCGUUCCGGGCUCCCAUGGCAAGGAUUGUACAAAGAUACGUAACAAACCCAUUAUUACUGGACGGUCGUAAGUUUGACGUUCGUAACUAUCUUCUUAUCGCUUGCACCAACCCAUUGGUUGUGUUUUACUGCGAUGGAUAUUGUCGGUUGACUUGUAUGCCGUAUGAUCUUGAUAGCACGGACCUUACCGGCCAUCUUACAAACCAAUUUAUGCAAAAGAAGAACCCGCUUUAUGAAGAGGUUAAGGAGGACACCGUGUGGACAAUGGAUAAGUUUAACGAAUAUAUCAACGAGAAUUUUAUGAAACAGAAAAAUCUGCCAGAAGAUUGGGUGCAUACUGCAUUAAAGCGUCGCUGCCAACAAAUAAUGUUGCAAUGCUUUCAAGCUGUCCGACAUAAACUCGAGUGCCGACUUGGUUUCUUUGAUUUGAUUGGCUGCGAUUUUCUCGUAGAUGACCAGUUCAAGAUAACUUUACUUGAGAUGAAUUGUAAUCCUGCCCUGCACACAAACUGUGAAACUCUGCGUGAAAUUAUUCCUGAUAUUGUUGAAGAAACACUCAAACUAGCCCUUGAAAUAUUCGACAAAGCAAAUAAGCGGGAGAGAAUUCUUCCUCUGACAUCACAAAAGAACUUCACUCUUCUAUACAAUGGUGAUGUCAUUGAAGCGGCUGAACGAAGGGAGAGAUUGCAGUCGGCAGCUGAAGCAAGAAAACGUGCACGUAGUGCUCAGCGGAGAAAGAAAUAUGUUCCAGGGCAAUACAUUUAUCGGCGAAGUAACAACAACAACAAUGAAUCGAACAACAAUAAUAACAACAACAAUAACAGCAACAGCACUGUCACUACAACAACAGUAACAACAACAACAAUUACACGCAACCACAUUUCUCCUGUUUAUUCUUCAUCACCAGUCAAUUCAUCAUUAACAGUGACCACUGUGACAUCACAAUCCCCAUACAGAUGCUUACCAUCAUCAACAGUGGUUGCGGCAACUUCAGCUUCUCAACAAAGAAUGGUUUUAUCGAAAAGCACGCCAAAUGUUUCUGGAAAACCUUUUUAUGCUGGAGUUUCCACUACAGGCACAGUAUCCAGUCGUCCUUACUCAGCUCCAAAAUUCAAUCGGAAAUACGCCCAAGUAGAAUCUCGUAUCUUAACCCACGCAGCUUUCUCUUCCAUGGAAAGUCCACGAAGGAAUAAUAUCAACAACGCUGCUCUAACUGCAGCUUCCAACUCUAAAGUAAUCAACUAUGCUCACAAAGCAAGGAACGGAAUGUUGACACCAAAUCGAAACGAAUUAUCAUCAGAUGAAUAUGCACCUCCCAACUUAGAUGAAGAUAUGGAUGACAACUUACAAGAUGACAUGGGUAUCCUCGACCGCGAUAACAUCUUCGAACAAAUCCUUGAAGAAGACAUCGAAGAGGAGGACUUUGAAGAUGACGAUGAAGAUGAAUUGCUCGCCAUCUCAGGAUGUGGAUCCCCGGAUUCUUUCCGUCGUCCAUCAGCAAAACUUCCCACAUCAUACCACACUAGCUCAUUUAUUCCCAACGGGAUUUCAGGUACAACAGGCCCAAUGCUCAGCAAGAACCUGAGCUCCAAACCAGUUGUUUCCAUCCAUAAGAAAGUCACUCGUAUUGCUUCGCUCUCUGUCAAAGCUUCAGAAAUUCCACUGCCGUCGGUAGGCGCUCAUGUGCCUUCUCCACGCUCUAUUAUUGGCCCAAACCAAAAGUCUUCAUCUUUCCGAACCCCAACCAACGUUCGUCUUCGUCAAAGUUUACAAGCAACGACCUGCACCUUGGAGAUUGGUCCCAAGUCUCGCAGAGGAUUAGUUGCCGUAUCUGCAGUUGGAGCAAAACUGAUCCAACCAGGACAUAAUGAGAAAACGACGGGAAACAGAAAAUCGAAACAAACUAAACUCAAGUUGAUGAACAGCAUUGACGAAACCAUAGACGAAUCGGUGCCUUCCACUUUGCUAUAUCUUGCUGCAGCGCACAUGAAAAAUAAUGCAAACCCCACUGAAGCUGACAAUCGACGCCUGCUGCCCGGAGUUAAUUUACCUGUGGGUGGUGCUGGUAUGAAUGGUAUACCGCAACGUCAUAUACAACAGGGAGUCCGCAUGAGUCAGAAAGAACAAGCAAAGAACAAAAUCGUGUCCGACUCUUCAACUCAAACCAAUAGGAGAUUGAAUCAUUUUGCUGAAGAAAAGGUCAUUUGGAGGUUAAGGUCACGUGUCAAUGACGUCAGGAAAAAUGGCGCCCUUAGCCCCACGUCACAAGUGGGCGUUAGACCGAACAAAAUCGCCCUCAAAGUACCGGUAGUGACGCAAUCGCCGGGUUUCGGUGCCCCGAGGCGACCGCUAGAGACGACUUCACCCCGCCUGCCUCCGAGGAAACAACCCACAAAUACGUCGAAGCCGACCUCGCGUCGCAACUCGAACGAAAGAUGCGACAAUCCCCCGCAAGAGAAUGAAACUACGCAUCUCCAAGCCGCGGACGCUCUUUCUAAAGUAGUAGCCACUGCAACAGCGGCACAAACUCACUUACGGGCGCAAUUAACCGUGUCGGGUCCAAAAUCAAACGCCCAGCAUUCUGAUGAACCAGAGCUUCUAACAGCAGGGUAAUCCCCGCACCAGAUACAGUGCGCAGCGCAGGGAAGUAAAGCAUCAGGGAUUUUGUUUUUAGCACAAUUUUUUCUCGAGACAGAGCACAAGCAAAAUACAACGCAUCAGGCAAUGACCGGACGCUUUAACCGUCUGGUUUCUCUUCAGAGGAAUUGGGAUAGAUUAGGUAAACACCAGUGCGUGUAUCGCGAGCAAAUACACGAACGACGUUACAGCUUUCACUAAUGUCUCUGUGCCAAUAGAAAAUAUCCAACAUGUGUAACCAGCUUUUCUCGCCAAAAUGAGAUAUAUUUGUUUUAGUUAUUUUUAAAAUAAAUUCUAUAUUUU
Ciona intestinalis (vase tunicate) is the source of this 3692-nucleotide messenger RNA. The record is from RefSeq and is a predicted model, not a curated record. Lineage: Eukaryota; Metazoa; Chordata; Ascidiacea; Phlebobranchia; Cionidae.